Messenger RNA from Sycon ciliatum, 534 nucleotides. RefSeq lists its product as uncharacterized. Lineage: Eukaryota; Metazoa; Porifera; Calcarea; Leucosolenida; Sycettidae. The record is from RefSeq and is a predicted model, not a curated record. The transcript has a single exon. Bases 1 to 534 code for a protein of 177 amino acids.
AUGCGGAAUGUGGAGAUCAAAGCUCGCUUGGAUGCAGAAAAUGCGAAAACUGUGGAGGAAAUCUGCUGCCAGAUUACUGGCGAAAAAGCAACAAUCCUGAAACAGAUCGACACAUUCUUCCAAAGUGCCAACGGUCGACUGAAGCUGCGCCAACUGGAGUCACAUGCUGAAUUGAUUUACUACGAACGCUCCGACCAAGCAGGUCCCAAGCUAUCAACAUUCAACAUCCAUCGUGUGGCACUGCCAGAGGCCCCAACUCUGUGCACUAUGCUGUCCUCGGCCAUGGGUGCGCGUGGCACAGUGGAAAAACAACGCAAGCUAUGGCUAGUCGGACAAACCAGAGUGCAUCUAGACCACGUGACCAGUCUGGGCUGGUUCAUGGAGCUGGAAGUGGUGCUGACCGAGCACCAGGGAACGGAUGAAGGCGAAACAAUUGCUGGCGAGCUCAUGGAGCGGCUUGGCAUCCAGAAAUCGCAGCUCAUCUCGUCGGCAUACAUUGACUUGGUAGAGGCUGCAUCAACAAAGGGCACAUGA